CUCUAGGUAUCAUCUGUGGCAGACGCAAAUCUUGUAUAUGCGCUAUCCAGAGUCUCCUGUGAGAGUUUAGCUUUAGUCAAAAGACGAAUUUCACGAGUGAAAUCAUCUGUUGGCUAAAGUUACAUAGCUGAAAGCACAAGUGUGCAGGCCUGAGCAUAGUGUGCUGACUUUACAGUCUACAGACCGUACAGACUUGCAGAACUGCAGAUACAAUUCUGUGCAAAUUUGAGAAAUCUGCACCUGAUAUUAUGUCUUCAAGACUAUCGUCGAUCUCUGAGGAGGGUGUAGAGAGCCAGUUGAGCCUCCACACUCAAAGUGUCAUGGAGGCUCCUGUGGAGAAGAGCUCAACAGAAAAGCAUACAAGCUGGAGGAAGAAGAAAACCAUGUCUUCUUUCUUCAAGAGAAUAUGUAAGGCUGCGAAGCUCCCCUUCUACUGCUCUCAGGACACAGUGGAGUCUCACAGUGGAGACCCACAGUUUGACAUCUCUACACCAGAUGUCAAUCUGUCCAUCUCUAAGGAGAGUGUGGAGAGCCUGGAACUGUUGAGCCUCAGCAGCCAGGAUGUGUCGUGCUUUAGCGUAGGCACGUGCAUCAUUAGGAGAGGAACCGUGGACAGCCUGGAAGGGGAGAACGAAAACCGCUUAUCCAAUUCCGAUAGUUACCAUGAGGAGAGUAGCUUUGUACUUCCAGGUGAAGUUCCCGUUGAGUCAGUAGGGGCUUCAGCCUGCAUGAGCCUAAAGGCAGCACCCAAAUUAGAUGACACUACACCUGACGUCAUCUCUAAAGACAGUAUAGAGAGGCUGCAAUUGGAGGCUACAGUUCCACCAAAGGCUACAGAAGAACGAAGAAAGAGAAAAGGAGUCCGCUCUUUCUUCAAGAGAAUGUGGAAGGCUAUGAAGCGUCCUUUCCACUCCAAGAACAAAGUGGAACCUUUUGUGCCUCCUCCACCAGAGCUUGAUGACCCUGAGCCGUCACCUGCCCCAGAGCCUUUAGACUUCGGACCAACUAAUGAAUCCAUCCACUCUCGCUAUAGAGUGAAGAAGCCUAUUGGAGAAGGAGGCUAUGGCAAGGUGCAUGAGGGCAUCCGUAUUUCCGAUGGCAAAAAGGUUGCCAUCAAGCGUAUUCGGAAGACUCCACAUGAUCAGUAUCUUCAAAUCCCUGGGUAUCCCAAACCUCUCAUUACAGAAGUUGCACUGCUGCUAAUGAUGAGGGAAGAACCCAUAAGCUCUCACGCCAUCCAACUAUAUGAGUGGUUUGAGCACCCCCGAAAAUUCACGCUCAUUAUGGAGUUUCCGGAUCCUUGUGAGAGCUUGUUUGACUACAUCAACAACAAUCCCCAAAUAAGUGAGACAACAGCACAGGUCAUCAUGCGCCAGGCUGUGCAAGCCGUACAGCACUGCAUUGAGCGUGGUGUUUUUCAUAACGAUAUUCAUCCAGAGAAUAUCCUGUUGAGAAAACACACUUUGGAGCUCAAGUUGAUAGACUUUGGCUGCGGUCAUCUACUUAAUAGGAAAGGCUACGAUUGCAGGAAAUAUAGAGGAAUAAGAGCUUACUUCCCACCCGAACUCUUAAUCUACGGCAAAUUCUAUGCCGUCCAAACAAAUGUCUGGGCUCUUGGAGUAUUGCUGUAUGAGAUGAUGAACAAGUGUCCUCCAUUUCGUGAUAUAAAGGAAAUCACGCAAGCCAAAGUUAGAUUUGCCAACCCAGAUUUAUCUGGAGAAUGCCGUGAUCUGAUUCUCCAGUGCCUAACCCGUGAUCUAACUGAAAGGCCGGUCCUUGAAGAGAUCCUGCAGCAUGACUGGUUUCAAACAGUGGAUGUAAAAUGAAGGGAAUCAGAAAAUUGAAACAUCAUUGGUUUCAGAGGUGAGACUAUGUAACAGACAGAAUAGGAAACUACAUUUGUGCUGUCAUCUUCAAUUCUGGAUCAUAUGUGAUAUGAAUUUAAAAUAUGAUUAGUGAUGUGAGUUCAUUUUAACAAUCUUGUUAUACUAUAAUAUUCGAUUAAAGGAAAAAAAAAAAAAAAAGAAAAA
Labeo rohita (rohu) is the source of this 2030-nucleotide messenger RNA. RefSeq names its product serine/threonine-protein kinase pim-2. The record is from RefSeq and is a predicted model, not a curated record. Gene Ontology annotation, molecular function: ATP binding; protein serine/threonine kinase activity. Gene Ontology annotation, cellular component: cytoplasm. The transcript has 8 exons. Gene Ontology annotation, biological process: protein autophosphorylation; negative regulation of apoptotic process; regulation of mitotic cell cycle. Bases 249 to 1826 code for a protein of 525 amino acids. NCBI's taxonomy places the organism in Eukaryota, Metazoa, Chordata, Actinopteri, Cypriniformes, Cyprinidae.